Teleopsis dalmanni is the source of this 974-nucleotide messenger RNA. RefSeq lists its product as uncharacterized. Bases 111 to 974 code for a protein of 287 amino acids. The record is from RefSeq and is a predicted model, not a curated record. The transcript has 2 exons. Gene Ontology annotation, cellular component: transcription regulator complex; nucleus. NCBI's taxonomy places the organism in Eukaryota, Metazoa, Arthropoda, Insecta, Diptera, Diopsidae. Gene Ontology annotation, biological process: regulation of transcription by RNA polymerase II.
UCUAAAGUUAAAGGUGACGAGAGAAACCUGAAGCGACCGAAGUGUUAAUAAGCGAAAAAAAGUAAUGAAACAAGAUUGUUAAACUUCUUACAUUACCUGCGAUUAUUAUUAUGAAUAAAAUUGAUACAGUAUUAUUAAUACAAGAAGUGUCAUUGAAACCUGUGCUAUGGGAUAAAUAUCAGUCUAGCUAUAAAGGCAGAAAUGCUACAAAAUAUGCAUGGCGCGAAGUGUGCAGAAAGCUCAACCCAAAGUUUGGAGAACUUAAAACCAUAGAUCAAGAUGCAUUUUUUGCAGAAGUAAUCAAGAAAUGGACUAACCUUAGAGACUCCUAUUUAAAGUAUAAGAAAAAACUGAAAGUGAAUACAAAAAAUGGAUCUUUAAGAAUAAAAAUGAAAAAGUAUAUAUAUGCUGAUCAGCUGGAAUUUCUAACCCCAAUUUUUAAUCAAUCAAAUAUAAAUGAAAAUAAAAAGAUUAAUAAAGAAAAAGAUCAUACAACGACAGAAGCUGAAGAUUCAAUUUCUGAUUUAAAAAUUUCAAAACCAUCAACAAUCACCAAAAAUAAAAUAAAAAUUAAAAAAAAUAUCAAAACUUAUGACAAAGUUUUGAAAGAUACAGAGGAGGAAAAACCCUGUAGUAAAAUGGCUUUCUUACAAAGUCUCAUGCCUCAUCUGGAAAAAUUUAAUAAUACAGAAUUCCUGCAAUUUCAAAUGGGAACUUUAAAAGUUAUAGAAAUUAUAUAUAAAACAAACUCCCAGCAAGUUCCAACAUAUUUUCAAUCAAAUUUCAUCAAUGAACCCUCUUCUUCUGUCCAAUUCAUCACACCUGAUCAUAUUGAGCCUUUAUCAGUGACAAAUGUAGAACCUAUAUCCAUAUCACCUAUAAUUUCUGGAGAUAGUCACCAAGCUUAUUGUUUUGAUGAGAAUUCCGCCUUGAAAGAUGAGGAUGACAGUAUUGAUAUUAAUAUGUUAAUCUAA